Messenger RNA from Sphaerodactylus townsendi, 1008 nucleotides. RefSeq names its product monoacylglycerol lipase ABHD6-like. Lineage: Eukaryota; Metazoa; Chordata; Lepidosauria; Squamata; Sphaerodactylidae. The record is from RefSeq and is a predicted model, not a curated record. Gene Ontology annotation, molecular function: catalytic activity. The transcript is spliced from 8 exons. Bases 1 to 1008 code for a protein of 335 amino acids.
AUGGAAGUUACUUGGAUCAAGAUACCCUACAUGGUUCUUGGCUCCAUUUUGACUGGCGUAAGAACUAUUCUUGUCCUAAUGUACAACUUGUGGUUUUUACAAUCAUUCAAGAUCUGGACAUGGUAUAGACGCAUGCAACGGGGCAUGAAGGUGAAACACAUCAAACAGAACAGCUAUAGCUUCUGUUAUUUCACUCAAGGGAAGCCUGGAGCCCAACCAUCCAUACUGAUGCUUCAUGGGUUCCUAUUCAACAAAGACAUGUGGUUAGAUACUCUUGAGAAUAUUCCUGAGGACAUCCAUGUGGUCUGUGUUGACCUUCCUGGUCAUGGGGCAACUACUCGCUUGCUGGGAGAUAGCUAUGCAGCAGCUGACCAGGCUGAGAGAAUUCAUGAGUUUGUCGAGUGCAUUGGUCUGGAUAAAAAUCCCUUCCACUUGGUUGGGUUCUCCAUGGGCGGAUUGGUUGCCGGGGUUUAUGCUGCUCUUUAUCCAUCGCAUGUCUGCUGUUUGUCCCUCCUUAGCCCAGGUGGUCUCCGGUAUCAAGGAGGUUACGAGUUUGUCAGGCACUUCUGGGAGUUGAAUAAGUCUAUGAGUGUGGAAAGCAAUCACCUCCUUUCUUCACUCAAGAGGCCGUCAGAAGAGCUACUGAAGCUUGGCCUAUACCACCCAAGCCUAUUCCAGUUGCAGCUCCUAAAGGGAUAUCUUCUUGAGGGUAGUCUACAAAAGUCAUUCUUCAUGAAAAUCUUUUUUGACCUGUCCAUUAGGGAGUCCAGAUACAGCCUUCAGGACAAUGCAAGCAAGAUCAAGGCUCCAACUGAGAUCAUCUGGGGAAAGUGUGACAAGAUAUUUGAUCCCUCUGGAGCAGACAUUUUAGCCAAAGCUAUUCCUCACUGCCAGGUGAACAUGUUGGACAGAUGUGGACACUUCAUAACCAUGGACAGGCCACAGAAAUCUGCAGAACUCAUCCUGGAAUUCCACAAUUCGGUUUGUGGCGCCAAGAAGACUAACUAG